AUGAGCUCAACCGAUGUGGCUUCCAUGAGCUAUGCUCGGAAGGCAUCCAAAACUGCACCACCUACGAAAGAGAGGGAUGGUUUUGAGUCAAUUUCGAGAGAAUCCAUCGUGUGGACGACUGAAGUUGAUGAGUUCCAAGAUAUCACCUAUGAAAUCUCGGUGGAAAACAAAUGCGCACGGAUUGCCUUUAAUCGUCCGGAAGUGUUGCAUGCCUUUCGACCACGGACGAUUCGUGAGAUACAGCACGCUUUAGAACUUGCAAGCGAAGAUCCAAGAAUCUGGGUAAUUAUGCUGGCCUCCAACAAUGACCCAAGCAAGUUCACCCCAGCCUUUUGUUCAGGAGGAGAUCAGAACGUUAGAUCAAAUGGCGGUGGCUACCAGGAUGGAACAGAAAGGCAACCGAAACUUCGAGUGCUGGACCUACAAAUGCAAAUGAGACGCUGCCCAAAGCCUAUAGUUGCGAUUGUUGACGGAUAUGCAAUUGGCGGAGGUCACAUCUUGCAUAUGGUAGCAGAUAUUACACUGGCAAGUGACAUUUCUGUUUUCGGGCAAACUGGUCCUCGCAUGGGUAGCUUUGAUGCUGGCUAUGGAUCAACUCACAUGGCACGCCUGAUUGGUCAAAAGCGAGCUCGAGAGGUUUGGUUCCUUUGUAAGUUUUAUGACGCGAAACAAGCCUAUGAAAUGGGGUUAAUCAAUGCAUAUUUUCCGAAAGAGGAGCUCGAAGGGCGCGCAGCACAAUGGGUCCGUCGUAUUGCAAUGAACUCCCCAACUGCGAUUGCGUGUUGCAAGGCUGCGUUGAAUGCAGAUGAAGACGGUGGCGCUGGGAUCAUGCAAAUGGGAGGGGAGAUGACACGAAUGUUUUACAUGUCUCGAGAAUCACAGGAGGGUCGCGACGCAUUUUUAGAAAAGAGAGCUCCAAAAUUUCGAAGCAAUCUUUGA
This is a messenger RNA of Cylindrotheca closterium, 939 nucleotides long. Lineage: Eukaryota; Bacillariophyta; Bacillariophyceae; Bacillariales; Bacillariaceae. The record is from the annotation of a GenBank genome assembly.